Anopheles maculipalpis is the source of this 899-nucleotide messenger RNA. RefSeq names its product tetraspanin-9. Bases 10 to 870 code for a protein of 286 amino acids. Gene Ontology annotation, cellular component: membrane. Lineage: Eukaryota; Metazoa; Arthropoda; Insecta; Diptera; Culicidae. The record is from RefSeq and is a predicted model, not a curated record. The transcript has 6 exons.
UUCAGAACCAUGGGCAGUACAGGCUACACGUGCAUAAGGCGGACAUUUUGCUCCUUCAACAUCCUCAUAUGGCUCUGCGGCAGUGGAUUUCUAGCGAUAGGCGUGUGGCUUCACUUUGCCUAUCCAGGGUAUGCCACACUGCUGCCUGACCAUGCGGUACUCAGUGCCGACUGUAUGUUCAUAACGGUCGGUGUGAUCAGUUUCGUGAUCGCAUUUUUCGGAUGCUGUGGCUCUUGGUUCCAGUCACGAUGUUUUCUCGUUAUAUACUUUACACUGGUGGUACUAUUGUUCCUUAGUGAGUUCUUGCUCGGUUCACUAGCAUUUGUGUUCCGUGGAGGUAUUGGGCGUAUGUUGACGCAGGAGCUGAAAUAUGGCAUCGAGAAGCACUACAACGUGUCGGAUCGUGGCGGUUUCUUAACGCCUUCCGUUGCCUCUAUAUGGGACAAUCUACAGGUGGAUCUACAAUGCUGUGGUGUAUCGUCAUACGAAGAUUGGUACGAUAUCAGUGCAUGGCCCGGCGAGCGAUGGGUACCACAGUCGUGCUGUCGCGCGCAGUACGGAGCAAUGUUUUCGGAAGGAUCUGGCGACGAGCUAGCGAACGUUGACUGUCGAAAAGCGGGAAAUCCUACACUCCUAUGGGAUAAGAGCUGUGGACAGAUUCUACAGAUGUGGUUCGUCCAGCGACUACACAUAGUGGGAACAGUUGUGCUGGUGAUAGGCUUCCUACAGCUCUUCGGUCUAAUAUCAUCCAUGCUGCUGUUCUGCACUGUCAAACAUAAACGAUCCUCAAAAACCUACAAAUCCUACUCACCUACCGUUGAUACGACGCUCAAUCGUAACGGCACCAGUGCCACCUACAUGGACGACUGACUGUAUGGCUGAGGAUGGUCAGGAUUUGG